AUGGUGAAAAGAAAUAUCGAAGUAUUACCGCAGGCUAAAAAGGUAAAAAAACUUAAAAAGAGUGAAGUAAUAUUUACGCCAGGGAUAAGAGGUAAAAUUAUAAUAGAGAAAUAAGCAUAGAAGAGUUGAAUUCUGAUGCAUCCUCAACUGAAGAGAACACGGACAACGAAAUGUAUGAAAAUAUUCAUGCCUCGAUGGAACAAGUUGAAUACUUAGUUAGAGCCAACCCUGAUGUGAGAAAAGUUAAAUAUACCGGAUGUGGGAGACAUAAGGAAAGACAUAAAGCAAUAGAAAAAAUACAGGAUAAUUUGAAAAAGAAUCUGGAAGCGCUUAGUAAAUUCCUGCCAGAGGACACUAUGGACGAAUAUUAUUCAGAAGGAAUCGAUAUUCUCCCAUGGCCUGUAAAUGACGAAUCGUACAGUCGUCUUUUCUUAAGUUUAAGAUAA
Blepharisma stoltei is the source of this 446-nucleotide messenger RNA. Lineage: Eukaryota; Ciliophora; Heterotrichea; Heterotrichida; Blepharismidae. The record is from the annotation of a GenBank genome assembly.